This is a messenger RNA of Triticum aestivum (bread wheat), 1434 nucleotides long. RefSeq names its product protein FAR1-RELATED SEQUENCE 5-like. The record is from RefSeq and is a predicted model, not a curated record. Gene Ontology annotation, molecular function: zinc ion binding. The coding region runs from base 1 to 1434 and encodes 477 amino acids. Lineage: Eukaryota; Viridiplantae; Streptophyta; Magnoliopsida; Poales; Poaceae. The transcript is spliced from 4 exons.
AUGGUCGAUCUGUUUACUACACGCAUGCAAGUCGUGAUGUCAGAGAGCCAUACUCUUGAUGACACGGGAACUGAGGCAAAUGUUCCUGGUCCAACCAGGACUGAGCUAGGAGCUGGGGCUGUUGACGGAGCUGUGCAAGGAGAAGAAGGAGAGGAUGAGGCUGGUUCUCAACCUAUGAAACCCUAUGUUGGCAUGAGGUUUGACAGCCUUCAAAUUGCUAAGUAUCACUACAACAGCUAUGCAUUACGGAUGGGUUUCUCUACCAAGAUGAACACCUCUAGACGGGCACCCCGCACCAAUGAAUUGAUAAAACAACAAUUUUGCUGUAACAAGUUCAAGAAGCCCAAAGCUGAUGAUGGAGGAGUUGAGGCUCCUCCUGUCCUGGACCCUAUUCCAGAUCCAAAAUCUGUUGACAGUGAUGAGGAGAUGGAAGAAGAACCUCCAAUAUUUGUUGAAGAGGAGGCUGGUACUAGUAAGAAGAAGAAGAAGCGCAAACGCGAGACAAUAAAGCAGACUGAAUGCAAGGCGAAAAUGUUGGUGAAGCUGAUAGAUGGGCGAUGGGAGGUGACACACUUUGUUCCUGACCACAAUCAUCCACUCGUGAAUAAACCUUCAUUGUCCAAAUAUUUGAGAUCCCACCAAGGCAUCUCAUCUGAUGAAAAGGAGUUUCUGCGCAUCUUGUAUAACUGCAACUUGACUACAGGUCAAGCUUACAAAACCUAUACUAGGGACCUUUACCGCAAGUUCAGAGAAGAGUUUGAGCUGAUUGGACGUUAUAAUGCAUUCCAAGUUGGUGCUGAUAUAUUUGAGUUCAGACCGAACCAGGAAUUUGUUGCCAAAUAUGGUUCUCGAAACUACUUGGUGCAGGCAAGGGUGGAGGAGUGUUCCUAUUUGUGUGAGUGCUGUAAAAUGGACAAGGACGACAUCCUCUGUUGCCACAUCCUCAAGGUGUUCACCCAUAUUGGAGUUGAUGUCAUACCGGAAAGGUACCUGCUAAGACGGUGGACACCUACUGCUGUACCUAGUGCGCCAGGGACUGGUUAUGAGCAACCAGAUGAAAUGCCUCCUCAAUCAAAGAAGCAGAUAAGGGAGAGGAACAUGAUAUACGAUUUUCGAAAACUAGCAAAGUUUGCGAGUGGUUCUGAUCCAGCACAAGCUAUUGUAUACAAGCAUAUGCGUGUAGCACGUACCGAGAUCGGUCACCUGAACAAGUCCAAGAAAAAGAAAAAACCGACUGCUGCCACGGGGCCAUUAGAUGAUGGCAACCCUCGAGGACCUCCUCCACCUCCAGACAGCAAUCAGGGGGCUCAUCAUCCAGGUGAUCGUGACGGUCCUACUGCCCCGUUGGAGGCUGCAUCCCUUGCACAAGCUUCUGAUGAUUUUGUGCCUAGGGAUCCUCCAAGGUCUACUACAAAGGGUAGGGCAAAAAGUUGA